Messenger RNA from Hydra vulgaris (swiftwater hydra), 1940 nucleotides. RefSeq names its product endoplasmic reticulum lectin 1. NCBI's taxonomy places the organism in Eukaryota, Metazoa, Cnidaria, Hydrozoa, Anthoathecata, Hydridae. The record is from RefSeq and is a predicted model, not a curated record. Gene Ontology annotation, biological process: retrograde protein transport, ER to cytosol; endoplasmic reticulum unfolded protein response. Gene Ontology annotation, cellular component: endoplasmic reticulum lumen.
UUUGUUUUUUACCAUAGCAUUAUAGUUUUAUAAUUGGCAACACUUUUCAUCAAAAGUGUCAGCUGUCGUUUCACUUGGUUGUCAAGUUACAUGCGCUUAACAGUUUGUUGCGUUCAAAAGUAAAUAUUUUGUUUAUGAUUUGAAGAAAGAUAACAAAGAAAUCUGCAAGAAAUUAUUAGUUUAAAUGCUGCAAAGAAAUAUUAGAUUACUUUUUCUGCUCAUAAAAGUACUACUUGUAUAUACACGUGAAUUUGAUGAUCAAGUUCAAUAUCAAAUUUCUUGGAAAGAACCUUUUAAGCAAAAGUUAAAUCCUGAUGACCAAAAUGUUUUUAUUCAAACAAAUGACAAUGAACAAUACCAAUGCAUAGUUCCGGAUGCAAAAGAUGAAUAUCAAGAUGAUGCUUACAUUGAAGGUUAUCAAUCUCCAGAGGCCUUAUUUCAAAAUCUUUUUUUUAGUUCAACUGCUAUUUGUUCUCUAAAGCUAGAACCUUAUUGGACAUAUCAAUUAUGUCAUGGUUAUUCAAUAACACAAUAUCAUGAGGAGAGUUACACUGAUGAAGGAAUCACCAAGCUUCAUCGUGUUAGUGAAUUUAAUCUUGGUGUCUUCAGUCCAGAGGAACGUCUAGAGUUUAAGAAGAAAGCAAGUUUACCAGUUUUGGAAAAAGAAAAAAUGGUGCCUAAACAAAAAUUUAAUGAUCAAGAAGCACCAUACUUUUUAAUAGAAAUGUCUCAUGGAGAUCCUUGUGAUUUAACUGGUGAACCAAGACGAACAUCAGUUUUUUACAUAUGCCAUCAAAGUGCAGAUAACGAAUUGCUGAGUAUUAAAGAAGUAACUACAUGUCAUUAUGAAGUAAUUGUACUCACUUCAGUUCUUUGUUUAAAUCCAAAUUACAAAAUUAAAACAAAGACUGUACAUGAAAUAAAAUGUCAUGCACUUGGCGAUUCACCAAGUAAACCAAUGAAACUCACAAGUGAAUACAAACAACUCUUUCCUUCAGUAGCUCCCAUUGUAACUGAACAACCCUUGCAUCGUGCUAAAGCUAAACCAAAUAUAGACCUUGAUAUAAAUAGACGAUUUUUAAAUGGAGAAUUCUGUUUAACUGGGGGAACUGGUUGGUGGCAAUAUGAAUUUUGUAAUGGAAAAUUUGUUAACCAAUUUCAUGUGGAAGCAAACAGGAGAACUGCAACAAUAAGACUAGGUUCAUGGAAUAAAGAAGAGCAUAUCAAAUGGUUCAAAUCAAAGAAGAACGUAUCAAAAGAACGAAAGCAUGUAGUACACCUUUACACUGGUGGAGAUUUCUGUGAUCUGAUUGGAGAACCAAGAAAAGCAUUUGUAUACUUAAUGUGUCGUCCAGGUAAUGGUCAGGAGUUAAUUAUAUCAAUGUUAGAAGAAAAGAGUUGUCAAUACAAAGUUACGGUUGAGUCGCCAAUCCUCUGUCAGUUUAUUGAAAAUGUUGACAAAUUUGGAUUAUUUACCAGCAUAAAAUAGUCAUCCAACUCGAGAAAGUAGAAAAGCCUUUUUUUUUUUUUUAUUCACUUGUAUUUAAAAAGUAAAUACCUGUUUAUAUGUUUGCUUUUUAAGAAAAAUAUUUUUUUAUUAAGUUUUUGCAAUGUAAAUUUUUUUAUUUUUUUUUUUUUUAUAUAUAUACUAAUUUUUGUUUUAAUUUUAUGGUUUAUAUAUUUUAUGGUUUAUAUGUUUUACGGGUAAUAUGUUUUACGGUUUAUAUUGUUUUACGGUUUGUACACUUUGUCAAUUUUCAAGUGGCAAUGUUAAAUAAAGAAUUUUCUUUUUAGGGGGGAGAAAAGGUACUUUUUUUCACACGAUAGUUUUAUUGCAUUAAAAAUCAUUGCGUGUGCUAUUUUUCAAAGAUUAUUUAUAUGAAAAAUUAUUUAUAUAGAUUAAUUAACAGUUAGAAUAUUGCAUAUAAUGCAUGUGUUUU